Penicillium riverlandense is the source of this 915-nucleotide messenger RNA. Its product is annotated as alpha/beta hydrolase. NCBI's taxonomy places the organism in Eukaryota, Fungi, Ascomycota, Eurotiomycetes, Eurotiales, Aspergillaceae. The record is from RefSeq and is a predicted model, not a curated record. The transcript has a single exon. Bases 1 to 915 code for a protein of 304 amino acids. Gene Ontology annotation, molecular function: hydrolase activity.
AUGCCCUCGCACGUUACCUUCAAGAGCGGGGUCUGGCGUGUGUCUGCCAAUCUCUAUCAACCUGCUUCUGGAGCUUCAAUGGACCGAAAGAAGGCUGCCAUUGUUGUCGGUCAUCCUUUUGGAAGCGUCAAAGAGCAGACAUCAGGACUCUAUGCUGAACGCUUGAGCAAGGAAGGAUUCGUUACCCUUGCUUUCGACGCUGCUCACUAUGGAGAAAGCGAAGGCGAACCUCGCUAUUUGGAAAACCCGUACCAACGCGUGGAGGACUUCAAGGCGGCCGUAACAUUCCUCACAACCCUCGAAGAUGUCGACCCAGAGCGGAUCGGCGUUCUUGGUAUUUGUGCCUCCGGCGCCUAUGUGACUUGCGCUGCGUCAACGGACGUGCGCAUGAAAGCUGUUGCAGCAGUGAGCUCUCUCGAGAUGGGACGCUUCUUCCGUGAUGGUUUGGGUAAUACCCAGACAGUGGAUCAACUUCGCCAGGGCUUGGCUCACGCAGCCAAGCAGCGAAAUAUCGAAGGUGCAGGAAAUGAUUUGGAGCUUGCUCCUAUUGCGCCGACCUCUUUGGACCAAAGCGCGCCGCAACUAUAUCGCGAGGGCUAUGACUAUUACCGGACAUCCAGAGCCAAGCAUCCGCGUGCUACAAGUGUCUUCGUCACUCGGAGUUUGGAGCUUUGUGCAUCAUACGACUCAUAUGCUUUCAUCCACCUGAUUUCCCCGCGGCCUCUCCUUCUCAUUGCUGGCACCAAGGCCGACACGAUGUAUUACAGCGAAGAAGCUUAUGAAAAAGCUGCUGAGCCAAAACAGCUGCUUCGCGUUGAGGGUGCUACACAUAUGGACCUCUACGAUAACGACAAAUAUCUUGGCGAUGUUAUUGAGAAACUGGCACAAUUCAUGGACAAGAAUUUGUGCCAGUAG